AUUUUUAAACCAGUAAAGGGGUUGACACUGAAACAGUAACAUCCUCUCAUGCUGAAGAGGAAAACAGACUAGCAGUGCUGCUGGACUGACAGGCACAGAGGACAGGAGGAAGAAGGAGGGGUUUCGGAGGAAUGGGUGGACCAUAGUGUUACAUUAUGCCCAUUGAUUGGAUGAAACAGGAUCCCAUGUGACCUUAGGAAUGCUAAUGCUUGGAUUCUCCUCACCAACCCCCUCCUGCUGCUGUCUCUGGUUUGUGCCGAGUGUACAGCAAGAGCACAGCCCAGAAAUGGUGUAGGAGAGCAGGAGAGGAGGAAGAAAUCAAACCGAGGGAGGGACAGACCAGGCCUAAGACUUAAGCUAAAGCUUGCACAGACUGUGCCAGCGGGGCAGUCGUGGGUCAAAGCUGAGGCGUCAGGGUGGCACCAUGGAGGGCGAGCAGGGUCCUCCUGCUUCUAGUGCUAGCAUGGCAAGCACCGCCAGCUCCUCCACUAACACUACAACUUCUACAGCCAGCACCAGCAGUACUCCUAACACCACCAACACAUCCGCUGUCCCCAGCAGCAGCAGUGCCAGCUCAAGCAGCAGCACUAGCAGCGGCAGGCAAACUGUUUCCCAGAUAUCGGUAUACAGUGGGAUACCCGACCGACAAACUGUACAGGUGAUUCAGCAGGCCUUGCACAGGCAGCCAAGCACAGCAGCACAGUACCUGCAACAGAUGUAUGCAGCUCAGCAGCAGCAUCUAAUGCUUCAGACAGCAGCACUGCAGCAGCAGCACCUCAGCACAGCUCAGCUCCAGAGUCUGGCAGCCGUGCAGCAGGCCAGUAUAGCUGCUGGUAGGCAGAGCUCUACGCAGAAUGGCACCUCAUCCACCCAGAGUGGAUCCUCACAAACUACAAUUAAUUUAACAACGUCUCCUGCCACGGCUCAGUUAAUAAGCCGUGCCCAGAGUGUAAGCUCCUCCCCUUCCGCAAUCUCUCAGCAGGCAGUGUUGCUAGGGAACGCCUCAAGCCCUACCCUCACAGCCACCCAGGCGCAGAUGUACCUGCGUGCCCAGAUGGCUCAGCAAAGUAACCUGGUGCAUGUAGCUAGGAGUCUUGGUCGAGCUGUUCCUCUCUCCCCCCAGCUUAUCCUCGCUCCCACAGCUACUGUGACCGCUCUCCAGUCUGACACCAGUGCAACCAGUAACGCUCAGUCUGCGACUGCACAGGUCCAGAAUCUUGCCCUUCGCAGUCAUCAGGGGGCGACAACCUCCUCUCAGUCCACCGGUCUGCAGGCUCUGAGCCUUAAGCAGACUCCUGUCUCCAUCCAGCCCACUCCACUCAUCAAGACCCCUAGCCAGAGUGCCUCCAACUCAGGGACCAUCACAGGGAAGGGUGGACUCCCUGUGGUCACCACAGAUGGAGGGAAGAAAGCAGAGAGCGGAGAGACUGAGGCCAAGGCAGUGAAUAUGAGCCGCAGUGUGACAUCUUCUCAGCCCCUUAUCGCACCAACAUACGCCCAGAUUCAGCCCCAAGCCCUGAUCAAGCAGCAACCACAACAGUUUGUCAUUCAACACCAAGCUCCACCCACACCUCGAAUGCAGACCCAAUUACUGCAGACUGCCUCAAUCCAGCCCCACCCACAGACUGCCUCGCUUGGCCUCCAGAGCUCCUCAGCUGGAGGACCUGUCCCCGUCCUGCCUAAACCACCAGCCCUCAGCCAGGGAUCAUCCCCGAGCCAACAAGCUACCAUCUUCCAUUCCACAGUGAGCCAACACUCCGGCCUGAGCCAGUCUAGAGCUCAGCCUGUCCAGCUUACCGCCAUCAACCUGCAGAUCCAGCCUGCACAUAGCCAGGCUUCCAGACUUGCUCAGGACAGUAAGGAUAAGCCCACAUCUCUGGUAAUAAGAGAGAUUUGCCAGCCUCUUGGUGCUCAGAUACCCACAUCUGCCCCAUCACAGGACACCAAUCCUCCAGAGCCACCUAAAGCUGACACUGGGACUGCCACAGGCCAAACUCAAGGUGCAGUGGAGACCCCAAGCACUGCCGCAAUGACCCCCCGAGGAGAAAGUGAGCUGGCUAACGGUGAAAACAAACCGCCUCAGGCCAUCGUGAAGCCCCACGUGCUCACACAUGUGAUCGAAGGCUUUGUCAUCCAGGAGGGAGCUGAACCAUUUCCAAAGAACCACUCACUGGAUGUGUUUUGUGCACCCUUCAUACCUUUCUGUAUGUGUUUGCAGGUGGAGAGGCCUCCAGUUCAGACAGACAGCCUGAAGAAAGCAGAGAAGCCACUGCCUUCAGACUCACAGAAAACUCCACUGAACAACGCUCCCACCACCACUGACUCUGAGCCUGAGGAACCCUCACAACAAGAUUCAGCAGUGAGAGAUGAGGAGGAGCCAGAAGAGCCCAAGUUGACGUGCGAGUUGUGUGGCUGGGUCGAUUUUGCCUAUAAGUUUAAAGGCUCCAAGCGAUUCUGCUCUGUGGUCUGUGCUAAAAGGUACAAUGUUGGGUGCACAAAACGCAUUGGUCUCUUCCACCCUGACCGUUCCAAAACCGCCAAUCGGUGGAGACGACGGUCACACAGUCGAGGUUGCAGAAGUACAGAGACAAAGAAACAGAGGCUCUCCGUGUGCCAGCAGUCUCAGGGCGAGUCCGUGUCCUCUCCGCUCCCCUCUCAACCCAGUCAAGGCGAGUCCAGUCCCUGCUCAGACAUCUCCAGUUAUGAGGAGCCAGCAUCUCCUCUAUCUGCUGCCAGCUCCAGCCCUGUGGGGCCACCCCGAGGGCCCUCCACCUCCGAUCCGGAAGAUGUUCCUACACUCAGUGAGCACUUCCUGCCGUGUGACCCUACCAAGUGGAAUGUGCAGGAGGUGUUUGAGUUCAUCCGCUCUCUGCCAGGUUGUCAGGAAAUUGCGGAUGAAUUCCGUUCUCAAGAGAUUGAUGGACAGGCCAUGCUGCUACUGAAGGAGGACCACUUAAUGAGCGCUAUGAACAUCAAACUAGGUCCAGCGCUCAAGAUCUUCGCCCGCAUUAACAUGCUCAAAGACUCCUAGCCUCAGAAGGCAGAGUGAGAGAGUGUGUGUGGGUGUGCAAAAGUUUUAUGCAUUUCUCAAUGGUCAUCUAAAGGUGACCUCACAAAUACAAAUGCACUAUAAUGUUUUUUUUAAAAAGAACUGUACCUCCAGAAGGUCAAUAAAUGGAAGGAAACAAAGACAAAGUAUCUAUGAAGAAUGGCACAAAUACUAAUGUCCGCUCACAAAGUACACAGUACCUUUGAGAAUGCUGAAGAGCAGUACAUCUGCACAUGAUGUUUAAAGACACUCUUGAUACAGGGCUAACAGAUGGCACAAGGUCUAAACGUUCACAUCCAACAUACGUCCAUAUGUGAACAGAGCAGCCUGGAUUGUACUCCCAUUACAAGAACAUUUCAGCAUUUUAUACCUUGUCCUAUUUACAACUGUAUAAUAUUGUCAAUUUCAGAAGUUAUUUUAUCUUUUUGUACAUGCCUGAUCCUUUUAUAUAAUUAUGUUCAAGUAAAUUAUUCAUGUGUGUACGUGUGUGAACGUGUUUCUAAGUUAAGCCACAGGAAAUUGGUGCUAAACAAUAUGGGAAUAACCCAGUCACUAAUUAGUCACUACAUAGUGUUGUUUAGAUUUUGAAUCCAGAUGAAUGAAAAUUUGUACUUUUACACUGGAAAGCCAUUGUGAGUAUUCCUUUCCAGACAUGCCUUUUUAUUGGGUUAAUCCUUCAUUAGGAAUUCUUUUUCAUCAACCCAAAGGACAGCCCAAGCACUCUUCCUCAGCGAGACCUUUUUUGAGACUUUAGAAUGAAAAAUGUUCUUUAACAUGUUGCGGGAUUUCAGUGUGUGUUGCUAGACAGAAUUGUAAUAACGUCUUGUGUCUUUGUUGGGCAUGCCUUGUGAAAUGCCUGUAUUUAUCAAAUGGAUUUAAAUUGGUAAUAUAAUUUUCAUUUUUAAAUGAAAAAAAAAAGUUGUUUUGCAUAACAUUUUUUGCUGAGUGUUUCUGGACACCUUGCUAGUGUCACCUACUUUCUAGAAAAUAUGUGUGGCUGCCACAAACAGGUA
Ictalurus furcatus (blue catfish) is the source of this 4062-nucleotide messenger RNA. It is a transcript of the gene phc2b, whose product is annotated as polyhomeotic homolog 2b (Drosophila). The transcript has 17 exons. Gene Ontology annotation, molecular function: protein binding; zinc ion binding. Bases 425 to 3031 code for a protein of 868 amino acids. NCBI's taxonomy places the organism in Eukaryota, Metazoa, Chordata, Actinopteri, Siluriformes, Ictaluridae. The record is from RefSeq and is a predicted model, not a curated record. Gene Ontology annotation, cellular component: PRC1 complex; nucleus.